This is a messenger RNA of Polypterus senegalus (gray bichir), 4204 nucleotides long. RefSeq names its product metastasis-associated protein MTA1-like. The record is from RefSeq and is a predicted model, not a curated record. Gene Ontology annotation, biological process: negative regulation of transcription by RNA polymerase II; double-strand break repair; response to ionizing radiation. Gene Ontology annotation, cellular component: NuRD complex; nucleoplasm. Bases 330 to 2429 code for a protein of 699 amino acids. Lineage: Eukaryota; Metazoa; Chordata; Cladistia; Polypteriformes; Polypteridae. Gene Ontology annotation, molecular function: chromatin binding; sequence-specific DNA binding; histone deacetylase binding. The transcript has 20 exons.
AUGCAUAACUGGACGUGAAGGGGUUAAAGAGUUCAAGAUUGUCGAAGAUUAUGGUUCAGACGUCAGAGAGUAAAAAAGAAGACAGUCGGACAGAGAGACACACGUAAAAAAAUAAAUAAUAUGUAAAAAACAGAGAUCUCCGUCCGGUAUUUUAAUGCGGCUAACGGAAUAGCAGGUGAAGACGGAUUAAUCGCAUGGAGCCCCGUCUCCGUAAUAUCUGCUUUUGAGCUAAAAAAAAGCAGGCUGCGGAUCUUUUUUUUUUUAAUUUGCACAUUUAAUUUAUUUCCUUCGCCCUUUUUGUAUUUUCUUUUAAUUUGACAGAGCGGAAGAUGGCAGCAAACAUGUACAGGGUUGGAGACUAUGUUUACUUUGAAAACUCUUCCAGCAAUCCAUAUUCAGUCAGAAGAAUAGAAGAGUUAAACAAGACUGCCAAUGGAAAUGUUGAAGCAAAGGUUGUGUGCUUCUAUAGAAGAAGAGAUAUUCCUAGCAAUCUUAUUGCUUUGGCAGAUAAACAUUCAAAGGAGCUGGAAGAGGAGAUGGAAGGAGAAAACUUGCAGCAGCUGACAGAAAAACAGCGACAUCAACUCAAACACAGGGAGCUUUUUCUGUCCAGGCAACUUGAAUCUCUGCCUGCCACACAUAUCCGGGGAAAGUGCUGUGUCACGCUGUUAAAUGAAACAGAAGCUCUGUUUUCCUACCUGGAGAAGGAAGAUUGCUUUUUUUACUGUCUGGUUUACGACCCUCAACAGAAGACACUUCUGGCAGACAAGGGGGAAAUCAGAGUUGGACCUCGGUUCCAAGCUGACAUAACAGAUUUACUAAAUGAAGGUGAGAGUGAUGACAGAAAUCUGGAAGAACUUGAAACAAAGAUUUGGGAACCAGAAAGCCCAUUAUCUGACAAGCAAAUUGAUCAGUUUCUAGUCAUUGCUCGCUCUGUUGGCACUUUUGCUCGAGCACUGGACUGUAGCAGCUCCAUCAGGCAGCCCAGUUUACACAUGAGUGCUGCUGCAGCAUCUAGAGAUAUAACACUGUUUCAUGCCAUGGACACAUUGCACAAGAGCAAUUAUGAUAUGUCAUGUGCCAUCACAGCUCUAGUCCCCCAAGGAGGCCCAGUGCUUUGUCGGGAUGAAAUGGAAGAGUGGUCAGCUUCUGAAGCAAAUCUGUUUGAGGAGGCACUGGAGAAAUAUGGCAAGGACUUUUCUGACAUCCGACAAGACUUUCUUCCUUGGAAAUCAUUAACCAGCAUCAUAGAGUACUAUUACAUGUGGAAAACAACAGAUAGAUAUGUACAGCAGAAACGUUUAAAAGCUGCAGAAGCAGAAAGCAGACUGAAACAGGUUUACAUCCCCAACUACAACAAGCCCAACCCAAACCAGAUCAACAUGAACAACAGCAAGACAAAUUUAAUGAAUGGGUCUGGACAGCCUGGUCAGAGCAAUAGUGCAGGUCGUGCCUGUGAGAGCUGUUACUCAACACAAUGCUUCCAGUGGUAUUCUUGGGGUCCUCCCACCAUGCAAUGUCGAUUGUGUGCAACAUGCUGGAAUUACUGGAAGAAAUAUGGUGGACUAAAGAUGCCUACCAGACUUGAAGGAGAAAGACCAGGUCUUAACAGAAACAACAUGGCACCACUUGGUUACUGGAUUAAGAACUCCAACCCUAAGUACACACUGAAGACCAAACAGGCCUUCUAUCUUCAUACCUCCAAACAGACCAAAAUGGCACGGCAACUUUGUCAAGCUCUUCUACAGUCUCGAAGAGCUGCACGCAGACCUUUCAUGCCAGUAAACAGUGCUGCCGUAAAAGCUGAGUGCACAGCUCAACUACCUGAUAAAGCCAAACAGACUGUGAAAAUGGUACCGAUGUUCAGGAAGCCUUUGGAGUCUAUAGUCAAGUACCUGGAACUCAACCCAUAUGUUCAGCCUAAAACAGUUAAAUCUGCUUUGGCUUCCCACUCAGUCAGUGGCAGCUUUGUCAAAGUUGCUCCAGUAAUCAACCAUGGCUCUACAACUAUUUUGGGUAAACGAAGCUAUGAACAACACAAUGGAGUUGAAGGUAACUUGAAGAAACGGCUGUUAAUGACUUCUCGAGGUCUACAAAACCACAGCCAAGUAAGGCAAAUGGCUAGUCUUAACAAGGCGUACCUGCUAAAUGGCAAGCCCUUUGAUAGGAAUCAGAGGGUUCUUAAACACAGCUCACUGCCUCCAGUUAAAGGCCGCCGAAUGAACUGGAUUGACGCUCCAGAUGAUGUCUUCUUUAUGGCGACGGGUGAUACAAGGAGGGUCCGUAAAAUGCUCACAUCCUUUGAUAUCAAGAGAGCAGCACGACAGCCAUACAAACAGAUCUUUGUUAAGCACAUAAAAUCUGACAUGGAUGUACCACAACAACUCCGACACCCAGUCAAUGAGGAGCCCAUCGUUAUUGAGGAUUAAUUUGAGGAUCUCUCUGAAGAAUCACAACACACAUUGCAUAACCCCUUUUACCUUUUGCACACAUUGUCUAUUGUCCUGUCAACUGUCAAAAGGGUUAAUGUCAUCACCUACAUAAUUACAAAACUUAAUGUUCAUGGCACAAUUUAUACCUUUUUUUUUUCUUUUCUUUUUCUUAAUUUUGUUGGAGAAUCCUCUCAUGAUAAAACAUAUCAGGAAGCAGUGUUAAUUUUUCAGUUCUGCAUUGGAGCAUCACUCACAUUGAAUCCUCAGCCCUUAUCAAACUGUUGUCUGGUUCAGGAAUGAAAACAUCAAUUGAAGAAUAUGUAUAUUUAAAGAAGAAAAAAAGGAUGAGUGAAAAAGCCUGUUCUUAAGAUACAGUGAAAUGGAUGGAUAUUUUUGAGACAAUGAUUGUGAACUAAUUUUACAUGGACAGUUAUGGACUCUUUAUGGUCCCACUUGUAAUAUGGACUUUACAUUUUUUGUUCCCUUUUUGAGCAAAGAAUAGUUUUAAUGCCCACCAGACCAACAAAAUACUGGAAAGACACCUGGUAUCUUUUCACCCUGAGCAGUUAAGUAUGCAACCCACUUAAAGAUAUGAAAACCCCAAAUUUCCUCAUCAUACCAUCCAUAAUCUUGUCUGGAGUGGAGUCAGCCACACAGCUAACAGCUGUGAAGUAAUUAUGGAUGCUGCAAUGAAUAUAUUUCUUGUUUAUGCCAGAAGUUUAAUCAGGCAUCCCUGUGUAUAGCAUUAAAGUGCAUAUGCUUGUUAUGGAGGAGCAAUUUUUUUUUGUGUUUAGUAUGUUUGUUAUAAAGUGCAGUGGAUGUUUAUUAAAUGUGCAUGUCAGUUUUCCUGUUACAUAUAAUUUGAAUAUGCUGGAUAUAAGAGUUGGGAGGCUCUCAAAGUGUGUAGGCUGAUCUUUCCAACUCAGGGUGCAUUCUAAUUUGCCACUUAAACUUCUUAUCUGCCAGUAAGGUAUGUUUUGGAGAAAAAGGUAGUUUUAGCCCAAUUCUGUUGUUUUGUACACAUACGUACUCAAAAGAAUCUGGAUUUUUAAUUUCCAGUGAAUUAAUAGAGUGUAUAAACCACACAUUUAAUGCCUUACACUGUUUCUUUUCUCUUUUUCAUUGGUUUCUUUGUUGUGAUUUUUAACAUUCACUUUCAUCUAUAUUGGAUUAAUUGAUUAAGGUUACAGCAUUCUUUAUAUUGUUGAUUCUCUACAUGUAAUUGUGCCAUUCCCCAAAGCAGACACCAAGCUGUCUGAGCUGAGUCUACAUUACUUUUAUUUUUAGUACCAUCAUUGUGAGCAUUUCCUGAAAUUAUUUUGCUGUUUCUGAUUCUUAGCAAUCCAUGCACAGUAAGCCAUAAUGGAAACAAACUACAGUACUUUGACUUAAUCAGAUUUUAAGUUGCAGGUGAUUAUUCUAAUUAUGACCAUGCAUCUAUUAGUAACUGAGAGCAUUAAAUGUGUAGCCAAAACUAAUGGAACCAAAGAUUCACAACAGAAAUGGUGCAAUGUUGGUAUUAACUUCCUCUUAUUGAUUGUGCACCAUUUCAUAGAAAAUGCAUGUAUUUGAAAGAGCCAUUCAUUCACAACACCUUUUAUACUUAGUGCUAUUGCAGACAAUCGUAUUAUUUACUUUUUGGAAAUUCCUCCUGUAGUGACACUGACUCUAAAAUUUAUCUUUCUGGAUCUGUCAUAUAAUAAUUAUUACUGUCAUACCUAUCGCCCUGCCUGGGAUUUAUUUCUUGCCUUGCAGCCUGUGUUGGCUGGGAU